UUAUUAAUUAUUAUUUUUUUUUUACUCAUUACAAUUAAAAAUUAUUAAAAUUAAAUUUGAAGAUAAACAAUUGAUGCCAAACGAACACAUUUUUUCUUCUUCCCGUUGCAUUUCAUCAGAAACAAUGGAUGUAUUGGUUGAACCUAAAGAUGAACUUUUUGAAUUUGAUGAGUUUAAGAUGGAACCAUUGUCACCUUAUUUUGGGGAUGAUAUAAAAUUUAAUACAGAAGCUAGUGAUCUAGAUACUGAUCAUAUGAUGCAAUGGAACAUUGAAUCCUGUUUUGGAAAUGGUAUUGAUUUGGAAAAAAAAUUUACAUCACCUCCAUCAUCUCCUUCUUCAAACGGGUCAAUGCCAAGCGGUGAUUCACAAUCAUCAUUUGAUUCAAACCAAGUAUUACCAAGAAUUAUAUUACCAAAUAUAAAUACUAAUUGUGAUACUAAUACUGUAAUCACUCUUAAUUCUAUGAGUGGAAUUCAAACACUUCCAAAAAUGAAAAUAUCUCCUGCUCCAAUUAAACCAAUUUUAAAUGCAGCUUCUAGAACCAACAAUAUUUUAAUAAAUAAAAAUUUCAAUGUUUCUUCAAUGCUGACUGAUCAAACUAAUCAAUCUCCAGUUACGAUUUCAAAAUCAUUUGCAAAAACUUUCCCACAAAAGAUUAUACUAACUCCAGAUCAAUUUUCAAAAAUAACCAAAUUACAAAAACAAAAACAUGUUGAUUUAAGUGUACCAUCUUCAAUACCAAUAGUAAAAAGUACUGCAGAAGUAAAUAAGAAGACAUUGCCAGCAGUUGAGAUUGAUUUAGCAAAGCCUAAAAAUUCUACUACUACUUUACAAUAUAAUCAAUUAAGUGCAAUAAAACGACAUCAACGCAUGAUACGAAAUCGAGAAGCAGCAAGUUUAUCUCGUAAAAAGAAAAAAGAAUAUGUUACAUCAUUAGAAGAAAAAAUCACCAUAUUGGAAAAAGAAAAUUUGGAAUUGAAAAUUCAAAAUUCAGCAUUGAAGGAAAGGCUCAAAAUUUUUGACAAAUUAUCUUCAAUAACUGACAGACCUAUAAUCAAAAAAGCCAAAAAAGCUACAGCCAUAUUAUCAGUAGUUAUAAUGAUUUCCUUAAAUAUUGUACCAUCAGGGCUUUUCAAUAUAAGACAAUUUGAUAAAUCAGAAAUUCAAAUGAAUCUUGGGAAAGAUUACAAAACAAAAAAUAUUGAAAACAUAAACUUUCAUAGCAGAAAUCUAUUAUGGGUCAGUGAUUUUGAAGAUACUAAUUCGUCAUUAAACACUACUGAACAUUUGAUAUGUCCAACAUUUAUAAAUGUAUCUGAAUCAAAAAGAAUUGAUAGUGAACUCCGAAAAUGGAUUGAACCAAAAAACUUUAAGUUAUUGAAUGAUAACUUAUCAAUGGUUUAUGUAUACAAAAUAAAAGUAUUCUUUGUAGAACUGGGCCUAGGUUGCUAA
Molecule: messenger RNA, 1453 nt
Organism: Diuraphis noxia (Russian wheat aphid)
Lineage: Eukaryota; Metazoa; Arthropoda; Insecta; Hemiptera; Aphididae
Gene: Atf6
Product: bZIP_ATF6 domain-containing protein ATf6
Biological process (GO): endoplasmic reticulum unfolded protein response; regulation of transcription by RNA polymerase II
Cellular component (GO): nucleus
Molecular function (GO): DNA-binding transcription factor activity, RNA polymerase II-specific; RNA polymerase II cis-regulatory region sequence-specific DNA binding
Source: RefSeq, a predicted model, not a curated record